AUGGUUGUUCUGGAGCUCAUACACGAGAAGCCCAGAAGAAAACAACCAUACGAACAGCAACAAGGUUGCUACCACGCGGUAGGGAAUCAUCCCCACCAGACUCGUCCACAAAGUCAGUCUUACCGCACACCGGUGCGAAGACCAGCGAGACACGAUGGAUCGAGUCAAACACGACGACGCUGCACAGAUGAGGCAAACACAAAUAUUGAUGUGGACUUUCAUACACUCACACCCUCACGACUUACGACUCAUGACUCCACCACCACCACCAUCCUCAUCAUCGCAGGAGAUAAUGGGAGGUUGGGUGCCGCCAUAAUUCACCGUCCCCACACGAUGGGCAGCGGCAGGAUUUCCACCAUGCUCGCACAAGGUGAUUCACAGGAAAUGGGAAUAAGAGCACCACCACCAUUGAAUCCACCGAAUAAAAAAUAA
Molecule: messenger RNA, 432 nt
Organism: Trypanosoma theileri
Lineage: Eukaryota; Euglenozoa; Kinetoplastea; Trypanosomatida; Trypanosomatidae
Exons: 1
Coding region: 1-432 (143 amino acids)
Source: RefSeq, a predicted model, not a curated record